Protopolystoma xenopodis is the source of this 444-nucleotide messenger RNA. NCBI's taxonomy places the organism in Eukaryota, Metazoa, Platyhelminthes, Monogenea, Polystomatidea, Polystomatidae. The record is from the annotation of a GenBank genome assembly.
CCUCAGGGAUUACUUGAUUCGGAGUCACUUCCCGGCGUGGGUCCUCAUCGACUUCACUCUACGCCUGACUGCCUUCCUGAACGCAGUGCUAGCGCCAUUAUUGACGUCGAGGUCGAUGCUAGUGCUGGUGACACAUCUUCAAUUUGCCUUGAUCUGCCAUUUAGCCUGACUCCCGGCCGGCUGCUGGAUGUCAGUGGUAAUAGUCAGGGUUACGCUGUUUCGCCGGGCUUCCCACGACGCUCAACGCGGGCACCUAUCACGGAAUUAAUAAAUACUGUCCGCCAAAUGACUGACAUUCGAGAGUUGCGCAGCCUUGCCCAGUUUCUCAUCGAUCAAUAUCAUGUGAUCAGCACAGAAUUAUUCUCAAGCGGUUUAGAGAUAAGUCUUUUAGAUUACACAAAUAACUACCGAUUUUUGUCUGCUUUUAUUGAAUUACGAGCCUAA